Protopterus annectens (West African lungfish) is the source of this 5263-nucleotide messenger RNA. It is a transcript of the gene ADD1, whose product is annotated as adducin 1. NCBI's taxonomy places the organism in Eukaryota, Metazoa, Chordata, Ceratodontiformes, Protopteridae. The record is from RefSeq and is a predicted model, not a curated record. The transcript is spliced from 20 exons. Gene Ontology annotation, biological process: positive regulation of establishment of endothelial barrier; positive regulation of adherens junction organization; barbed-end actin filament capping. The coding region runs from base 355 to 3210 and encodes 951 amino acids. Gene Ontology annotation, cellular component: adherens junction; cytoskeleton; plasma membrane. Gene Ontology annotation, molecular function: actin filament binding.
UCGUUGUGUUGAACAGGUGUUCGUAUUGAGUUAGACUUCACACCUAUUCAUUGUUACUUCAUUUUUGGGAAGGCCGUUGCAGCAGAUGAGGUGUAGAUUCCCCGCCCUCUUCCUCUCAUGGAGAAACGAAUACUGUAGAAUUGGAGACAUUGCCUGAAGUCCAGAAUAUUUUGUUUGGUUUCAUCACACUUGCUACAAGACGAGCAUUUGUAUUAGCGGAGCUGCAUAAAUUUUAACAGAACUGAUUUUUGUUGUGCUGAAGUAUACUACUCUUGAAGAAGACCAAUUUAUUUAACCUGUGUGCUGAAAUUAAUUCUACUGGAUUGUGUGCUAAGAAGCACCUAAGAUCUUGCUAUGAAUGGAGAGUCAGGAGCAGGGGUGGUUACAUCACCACCUCUAACAAGCACUCCUCACAAGGAAAGGUAUUUUGAUAGAGUAGAUGAAAGUAACCCAGAAUACCUACGUGAGCGCAACAUGGCACCAGAUCUCCGGCAGGACUUCAACAUGAUGGAACAGAAGAAGCGAGUCUCUAUGAUUUUACAGAGUCCGGCAUUUUGUGAAGAGCUAGAAUCCAUGAUUCAGGACCAGCUAAAGAAAGGAAACAAUCCAGCAGGCCUUUUGGCUUUGCAGCAGAUUGCAGACUUCAUGACCGCAAAUGUACCAAACUUGUACCCAGCUGCACCCCAAGGUGGCAUGGCUGCGCUAAACAUGAGUCUUGGUAUGGUUACUCCUGUAAAUGAUCUCAGAGGAUCAGAUUCAGUAGCGUAUGAAAAAGGUGAAAAGCUACUUCGGUGCAAACUGGCGGCUCUCUACAGAUUAGCAGACCUCUUUGGCUGGUCACAAUUGAUCUACAAUCAUAUCACAGUCAGAAUCAGCUCGGAGCUUGAACACUUCCUAAUUAUACCCUUUGGACUUCUGUACAGUGAAGUUACAGCAUCAAGUUUGGUGAAAAUUAACUUUCAGGGGGAAAUUGUAGACCGUGGAAGCACUAAUCUAGGGGUAAACCAAGCUGGAUUUACAUUGCAUUCUGCAAUCUAUGCAGCUCGACCUGAUGUAAAAUGCAUUGUGCAUACUCAUACACCAGCAGGGGCAGCGGUUUCUGCAAUGAAGUGUGGUCUUUUGCCCAUUUCUCCAGAAGCAUUGUCCUUGGGAGAGGUGGCCUACCAUGAUUAUCAUGGCAUCUUGGUGGAUGAGGCAGAGAAGUUAUUAAUACAGAAGAAUCUAGGUCCAACAAGCAAGGUGCUUAUCCUUCGAAACCAUGGCUUGGUGGCUGUUGGCGGGACUGUUGAAGAAGCUUUCUACUAUAUUCAUAAACUGGUAGCUGCGUGUGAGAUUCAGGUGUGCACCCUGGCCAGUGCAGGAGGCCCUAACAACUUAACGAUGCUGGAUCCUAAGAAGUAUAAAGGGAAGUCCCGUUCAUCCCAGCCUUCUGGAACAGACGGCAGUGCUGCACAUCCCAAGUGGCAGACUGGAGAACAAGAAUUUGAAGCUCUGAUGAGAAUGCUGGAUAAUCUGGGUUACAGAACAGGCUAUCCAUACCAGUGCCCAGCCUUGAGAGAAAAAGCAAAGAAAUACAGUGAUGUUGAGAUUCCUUGCAGUGCCAUGGGCUAUUCCUUUGUCAGUGAUGACUCUGGUACUCGCUCCCCUCUUAGACACAGUUUUCAGAAACAGCAGAGAGAGAAGAGCAGAUGGCUAAGCUCGGGGCGAGGAGAUGAUGCCUCUGAAGACGGACAGUAUGAUGGGAGCCCAAAGUCGAAGACUAAGGUGUGGACGAACAUUACACACGAUCACGUGAAACCCUUGCUGCAGUCUCUCUCGUCCGGUGUCUGCGUGCCAAGCUGUAUUACCAACUGCUUGUGGACUAAAGAGGAGGGACAUAGAACUGUCACCUCUAGUGUACCUAAUCAGUUUGUACCGUUGAAUACCGAUCCCAAGGAGGUCCAGGAAAUGAGAAACAAGAUAAGAGAACAAAAUUUGCAAGAUGUUAAAACUGCUGGUCCUCAGUCAAUGGUCCUCAGUGGCGUUGUGGUGGACAGAAGUUUUGCACAGAAAAUAGCAGUUUGCGAGGAUGCUCCCCUCUCAGACUGCACGGAAACAAUUGAAGGGCUCGAACCCACAGAGCAGACUACCUUUAGUCCAGCUAAAUCUCUCUCAGUUAGAAAGGGAGAGCUGGUGACAGCAUCCAAGGCGAUUAUUGAAAAGGAGUACCAGCCAAAGGUCAUAGUGAGUACUGCAGGACCAAACCCAUUCAACAAAUUCACUGAUCAGGAGUUGGAAGAAUACAGAAAAGAAGUUGAACGUAAACAGAAAGACACUGAAGAUGAGUUAUCAGUGUGUGCAGAGCCAUUUGUGCCACAUCAGGCCCAGACCACAGAUGGAGAAGAUCAGGUUUUAUCUGGCUUUGAAAAACACCAUGAACAAGCCCUAUCAGGAAGCUCUAAACCACAUCAGGAACUUAAUGAAGAGAGAACACUGAUCCUGGCUGAAGUAGAAGACCAAGAAACAGAAGUCUUUGAGGGACAAAAUUUAGUUGCUGAUUUUAACAGUCUUGCUCUCCAUGAAAAUUCAUUUGUAGAGGCAUCAUAUUUGAAUGUAGUCAAUGAAAGUGAGCAUUCCGGGCCAGACCAGUCAGAGUUGUUACAGUCACCGCACAAGGAAUUUCAUACUGCUGUCAUCCGAGCUCUGAGUUCUAGCUCUGAUCUUUUUGCAGAAAAGUCAGCACAUGCAGAAUCAGUACCUGAAGAAGUGAAAGAGAAGGUUACUCUGGACCAUUCUCCCACUCGCACUCCUCCUAGCACUCCCAUUAAAGUCGAAGAAGAAUCACAGCAAGAACAGACCUACGUAGAUGACAGUGAUGCUGCAACUUUCAAACAAACUCUCCCCGAUCUCACCCCAGAUGAGCCUUCAGAAGCACUUAGCUUCCCAACUGUUGCAAAGGAGGAGGAGGAGGAAGAGGAAGAAUUGGUGAUUUGCAAAGAGAGUGAAGAUUUAAACCAUGACCAACCUGAACCCACUGAUACUGCUGUCAAUGGAAGCCAAGAAACUGCCCAGCCACAGUGCAUAGAACAGCCGCCAUCGCCAGCAGCUGAAGAGGUGGCAGUAAUGGACCCUGGAAGUGAUGAGUCACCAGGCAAAUCCCCCUCCAAAAAGAAGAAGAAAUUCCGCACACCUUCCUUCUUAAAGAAGAACAAAAAGAAGAGUGACUCUUAAUGGCCUGAUGUACUGCAGGAGCACUGUCAUAUAUAUAUAUAUAUAUAUAUAUAUUUUUAAAGCAUAAUUCAUUAACCACUAGCGUGUUUCAGAUUGUAUUGGUAUUGUUUUGUCUUUCUUCAUUGUAAAGGAAUGCAGUUGUGUAGUAUAGCUUGACUGUGGGUAUGACCAGAAAUUAACAGAAUGCAAAAGGUGCUAGUAUUUGUUCAUUGGCAACAGCUAAUUGCAUAUAGAGGUCUUCAAGUCCCCAGAUUUUUUAUGUCUACCUUGGAGUUCAGUUGCCCACAGUAAACUUUUAUUCAGCUUUUGAAAUGUACUUUCCCAUGUUGUCUGCAGUAGAAGUAAUGGCUUACGGUUUAAAAAACAUUUUUAGACUGUUUAUAGCUAAUUCAAUAUAACGUGAAGAUAUGUUACUUCUGUAGUAUUGCCUGUUAAAAUUCAUGUACAUUAGGAUACAUUUUUCUUACAAAAUCAAAAUACUUUUGACAGCCUGUAGGUCUGUAAGAGCUGAUAUAUGCUGUCCGUCUAUGGAGCUUGUUCAAAAAAAAAUUACCAUUUUUUUUAUUUCAUUUUAAACACGUGUACAUGUGGUUUGAUGCUUCUGCAGUUCUAGUUGUAGCUGAUAUAAACACGUACCAGCCAUAUUGGUACCUACAAGAGAGAGAGUGCACCUUAUUUGAAUUUCAUGCUGUGCAUGAGUGCUUCAUGCAUAAAUGGCUUCUAGAUUUCAGAAAGUCACGAACAAAAACAAGUCUGUUACUGGUCAAGGUUGGAAUACUGUAAAUGACUAAAAUGUGUGCUUUGUCAAACAGUUAAUAUUGGACGUAAGCACCGUGUUCUAUUUUGGACAUCUGUUCUAUGAGUGGGCCACUUUAUCUGUACUCUCUAUAUAAAAAAAAAAAAAAAAAAAAAAAAACAGCUGUUUUAGCAGCUGACAACCUCUGAAACCACUAUUGAGCUAUGCAGAUUUUUCAGAUAUUCCAUUCCUUAGGCCAGUCUAAUCUUUCAAGUCAUCACUUUUAACAUCUUUGCACUAUUCAAGUAAAAUACUUUAUUUUUAGUUUUCUCCAUUGAACGUGGAGUUCACCAUUUUUAAGGUCAUAAUUUAGGUGUAUUUAGUUUGGGGGCUUUCUUUUUCUGCAGGACAUAUUGGUUAUGUGGCAUUGUAGUAGCAUUACUGUUAAAUGUAUAUGCCAUUGGUUUGCAACCAUCUGAACAGACUUCAUGGUUGUGCCUUAGCAAUGUGACCAAAAUCAAGAGUUUUCAUACUGUCUUGCUGCAGAAACUUCAGCUGAAUAGCCUCAUCAUUCCAGCAGCAAAAUAAUGGAUUCUGAUCACAUUUCAACUUGUAAGGACAAGAUGUUAUCUUUUUGGUAAAUAUGUACAUAGGAAUUUGCUGAGUGACUUAUAGUGGGUAAAGGCGAAGGUUAUUGGGUGCCUUUUAUUUAAUUAAUCAGCUGCACGCAGACCAGUCCAGUGGAGAAACAUAGUUGCAUAUUAAAUGAGAAAGCCUACAUUAGGCGGUUAAGGUAAAGCCACCCAUGUUCAUUUUGUCAGAAAAAUGACUAACUGGGCCUGUCGGCAAUCUGUAUGGAAGGGAGAUGAUUUACUUGCAUAUCAUCUGCAGUUCACUAAUUUGAACAAGAAGAUUUGGAGGUGGGAUCAGAAGGAGGCAGCAAACCACUGACUAGACAGGCGUCUGAACAAUGUUUAAACAUGACUGCAUGGCACUAAUGGCUUUCAGUGUGCAUUUUUAUUCCUGUAUGUUUUGUACUUUAGAAAGGCAUACAUAUUUUGGUACAGUUUUGUUUUACUGUCAAGUUUAUGUAGUGACAGCAUGGUAAGCCAUUGCUACAGCAUAUUACGGAUUUUUCCUCAUCUUCCUUCCAGUUAUGCAACAUUUUUAAUCUCUGAUUUGUAUUUGGUUUCUUAAGCCUGUGUUACCACAUUAAAAGUGAUGUGUAGUGUCACACAUUCUGACUGAAGGCCUGUAUUUUUUAUUUUCCUGACACUUUUAUUUCCAUCUAUAAAUAAAAUUCUUCCUUGAAAUCUG